AUGAUCGGCGGGCAUAUGAGCCUUGGUCCUUUCUUUCGUAGCGCAUCAUCUUCCAUGACAACGUCGUCGUCCUGCGCAUCAUACCGCGCUUCUUCGUCAAUGUUGGGCACAUGCGCGAAUUUUUCGCGCGUCCAUAUUCUUUUAGGUUCGUCUUUCCUUUCUUCUCUUUCUACUAACUCUGGACGUACUACAGGCUUCAAAGGUUCUGCUAUCUUGAAUUCACGGCCUUCGGGCACCGUUGGCUUGGGCGGAAGCAUAGGAUUGGGUUGUCUCGGUGUCGGAAGUUCAUUGGAAGUUUUCGGAAGCUGUGAUCUUGAUGCUGACACCAUCAAACACUUCGGACUUUUUGCGUGCGCCCUCUUUCUGGGUUCUGUAUACCGGCAACUUUCCGACUCGUCAGAUUCACUUGUGGAGUCUUCCGAUUCAGGUUCCAUCCAUCUUACAAAGGGUAUUUCUCCUGGCAACAUAAACCUUCCGCUUCUUCCUCUUACUAACUUGCCCUUGAAUGGUUUGUCAGGGUAG
Suillus fuscotomentosus is the source of this 522-nucleotide messenger RNA. RefSeq lists its product as uncharacterized. NCBI's taxonomy places the organism in Eukaryota, Fungi, Basidiomycota, Agaricomycetes, Boletales, Suillaceae. The record is from RefSeq and is a predicted model, not a curated record. The transcript has 7 exons. The coding region runs from base 1 to 522 and encodes 173 amino acids.